CGACCCGGCUCGCAUUCCGGCUAACUGCCACUUCAAGAUCGGAGACAUUAACCGCGGGCUUGACGAGUACUACGACCAGUACGACUUUGUCCACGCAAGGUUGAUCGGAAGUGGGUUAAGGAGCUAUAAGGCGUCGUUGGAGGAUAUGCAAAAGUGUCUCAAGCCGGGCGGGUUCCUCUUGUGCACGGACGCAGAUUUCGACUUUUAUGUCGAUGAACCGAAUCAGUAUCAGCCCGUGGCCACUGAAUCGAAUCCUAAUGGCUCGUGGCUCACCCGGAUCAUCGCAGAGGUUUUCCGAGCCAUUGGAAAUUUCGGGGGUGACUUGAAGGGCACGGCAAUUACUAUCGAAGAGGGACUCUGGGAUAGUCCCUUGAUAGAUCCUGCUACGUACGUCCUUCGCAGUGACCACAGCAGCACAGCUAACACCGUAUCAGUUGUAAGAAUGGUAGUCUCUACUGGGCAGUUGGUAAGCAGUGCCAUAAUAUUUCAGUGUAUCAUCAGUUUCCUAGAUGAGGAUGAAUUUAUUUCCGAAAAGCUCAAGGUUGGGGGAGAGCUCCUUCGGUUGGACUUGAUGAAAUUAUACCGAGGAGCAAUUCCAGUCUUGAUGAAAGCCGGGUGGCCCAAAGAAACCCUUGAUGAGUGGGUUCAAAAGGCAGAUAAAGUAACAGAGGCAGAAACAAUGAAUCCACGCCUUUAUGGUCGAACACGUUUUGCAUGGGGAAGACGUCGAGCAGCGCCUAACGAGCCGGCUCCAGUAUUGCCAUCCCAAGGGACGGCAUACGAGAGCGUAACACCCAAUAAGGCCAAGGAAUACCCCCUCUGGCACGUGUACGAUACUAAGGAGAAAUCAUUAGAGCAGAACGCAUUGCGCAAUAGAGGCAAAGGAACGCCACUCCCUGCUUACCCCUCGUAG
Messenger RNA from Acaulospora colombiana, 913 nucleotides. The record is from the annotation of a GenBank genome assembly. Lineage: Eukaryota; Fungi; Glomeromycota; Glomeromycetes; Diversisporales; Acaulosporaceae.